Messenger RNA from Mya arenaria, 1182 nucleotides. RefSeq names its product exosome complex component MTR3-like. Gene Ontology annotation, cellular component: nucleolus; nuclear exosome (RNase complex); cytoplasmic exosome (RNase complex). The transcript has 9 exons. Gene Ontology annotation, biological process: poly(A)-dependent snoRNA 3'-end processing; nuclear mRNA surveillance; U4 snRNA 3'-end processing. The coding region runs from base 81 to 899 and encodes 272 amino acids. The record is from RefSeq and is a predicted model, not a curated record. NCBI's taxonomy places the organism in Eukaryota, Metazoa, Mollusca, Bivalvia, Myida, Myidae.
CUCCCAAACAUGGCGGCCUACGAAAACAUGUGAAUUUUCGAAUAAAAUUGGUAUUUGUACAGGCUCGGAAGAUUUUCAAUAUGCCAACUGACACAAGAAGAAUAAAUGGACCUGAAAGUUCAAUCAGUCCAUACGCCUUUGUCAAAUCAAAGCAAUUAACUGAUAAAGCAGCAGAAAGUGGGCGUAGUGAUGGAAGGACAUUUGAAAAAGUUAGACCUAUUUUCUUGAAGACGGGUUUAAUCACACAGGCCCAGGGUUCAUCAUACAUAGAACAGGAUGGUACCAAGGUGAUUUGUGCUGUCUACGGCCCUCGCGCCGUUAUCAAGAGAGAAGAAUUUAGCAUGCAGGGUCAAAUGACUUGUGAGUUUAAGUUUGCGCCAUUCUCGUGUCGCCAACGGAGACAACACAUGCAGGACGCAGAGGAGAAGGAUUACUCUGUUCAGUUGUUGGAGGCAUUGGAACCAGCCGUUCUAUUGCACAAGUUUCCAAAAGCUCAAGUGAACAUCUACAUCACCGUGUUACAGAAUGAUGGAAGUGCGCUGGCGGCUUCAAUGACAUGCGCGUCCAUGGCUCUGGCUGAUGCUGGUAUUGAGAUGUAUGACCUCGUUACAGGAUGUUCUGCACGCAUUAAAGGAGACACUAUACUGAUGGACCCUUGCUCCUCAGAAGAAUAUUCAGACAAGGACAGUGCUACAGUGAACAACGGCAGUGUAACAGUUGGUAUCAUGCCUUCUCUCAACCAGAUCUCAGCUGUCACCUCCAAGGGGGAACUGCAUUUUGAACACCUCAGAAAGGCUAUCCGUCAGUGUGUGGAUGUGUGUAUCCAGCUGUACCCUGUGUGCCAACAGAGCCUCACAUCAGCUGUCGAGGACCUUAUACAGAAGGGGAGUGAUACCUGAGCAUGAUGCCAGGGACAUUGAACCGACAUGAUAGCAAUCCAUUCAUACACGUUGAUGAUAAAAGAUUCGAACAAUUUAUGAAAGUCAUUCAGUUUUUGUCAUUUAACACAGGCCAGCCUGCAGACUGUGACUCAUAGAGGCCAUUGGCUAUAUAAUUAUGUUUCAUCAAUGGAAUUCAUACUUUUAGUGCUUGAAAUUAAUUGGUCGUGUUUAUUAUCUUUAACAUGUUCUGGCCUAUCAUUCUAAUGCAAUUAUAUCAUACAAAAUAAACAUUUAAGUUUUA